AUGGAAGCAAUUGUAUUGUCUAUCAUAAAAGAACUUAAAUUAAAUGAUGAUCUAAUAACAAAUAUUUAUAAUUAUGGUUCAUGGGUUUAUGGUACUAAUCAUGAAAAAUCAGAUCGGGAUUUUCUUAUUAUAAUGAAAACUGACAAUGAAAAUAAACGAAAACGUUUAAAGUUUUGGAGGGAUUUUGAUUAUUUUCAUUCAUUUGAAUUAAGACGAGUAAAUAAUUGUGAUGUAACAAUUCAUUCAUGUGAAAAUUUUGAAUUAUUAUUAGAAAAAAAUUAUAUGUUAGCUGUAGAAUGUCUGUUUUAUCCAAAUGAAUUUAUUUUAAGAAAUAAUAUUGAUUAUAAAACAAUCUAUUUAUCAAAAUAUUAUGAUCCAUUAAGAUUAAAACACGUCAUAUUUUAUGAAAACAAUGAUAGUUUUAAAUAUGUCAUUGAUAAUGAUGAAUAUGAUUUCAUUCGUUCUCAAUCAAAGUCAAAAACCAAUCCAACCAUUGAUCAAUUUUUAUGUGAUGCUGUUCAUACGACAACUAUAGAUGAAGAUCGACUACUUAAGUAUUUAUUUCAUGGUCUAAGAUAUUUAGAUAUUGGUGAACAAUUAAUUCGAACAAAAUCAAUACAUGAUUUUAAACGUGUAUCAUAUGUACUAUUUGAAAUGAAAGAUAUCUAUAUAAAUAAUAAUAAAGACAUUGAUUUCGUUAUUGAUUAUAUUAAAACAAAAAAUGAUGAAUAUAAAGCAAUAAUUAAUGAACUAUUACCGACAAAUAUUAUUCAUGGUACAUUUGAAGUUCAUAUUACUGUUGAAAAUCAUAACAUGGAAGAAUUUCUAAAUAUCUGUAAAAUAAAUAAUCUAAAGCCUAUUUAUAUUCAUUUAUUUAAUGGUAAUAAUCGUAAACAAUUAAUGACAUCAUCAUAUCAUGUUGGAACAUAUCCUAAUAUUAUUGAACAAAUUAAAAAAUUAGUCGAUAUACAAUUUAGAAAUUUUAAUAUCAUAAGAUUAAAAAUCGAAUCACCAGCGUUA
Molecule: messenger RNA, 1020 nt
Organism: Rotaria sp. Silwood2
Lineage: Eukaryota; Metazoa; Rotifera; Eurotatoria; Philodinida; Philodinidae
Source: the annotation of a GenBank genome assembly